GCUGACCGCAGCGUUCUAGUUCGGAACGCGGGCGGCGCCAACGUUCCAUCCUCCGGCAGUGGUCUGCGGCGUCCAGGACAAAGCCGGGGCUGCAGCCAUGGCGGUCAAAAUCCAUGUGGUUUACUGCGGUGCCUGAGGUUACAAGCCCAAGUAUCUGUUGCUGAAGAAGAAGCUAGAAGAGGAAUUUCCGGGCCUCGUGAGCAUCAAUGGCGAGGGAACCCAGGAGGUCACGGGCUUCUUUGAAGUAACUGUUGGAGGGAAGCUUGUGCAUUCCAAGAAGGCUGGACAUGGCUUCGUGGACUCCUCAGACAAAUACCUGCAUAUUGUAGCGGAGAUCAAGGCCGCCCUGGGCAAGUGAGGCCUGAAGGCAGAGCUCAGGGGCCUUGUCCCUGUCCCUGCCCACGGUGCUUUAUGACGGGAAGGAUUGAAAUGUUCUCUGGAUUCCUGGUUCUUCCCUGAAAUCCUUGCAUCUGUUGGGCUGGGGCUGAGACGAAUGCUCCUGGAUCCUGCACUGUGUGUGUGUGUGUGUGUGUGUCUGUCCCUAGCUCCUUGUCCAAAGUCUCACUGUCCUAUGGGUCCGUUAGACUCCUUCCGGAUUCCUGCUUCUUCCUGCCCCAGCCGUCUCCCCCAUCGAGGCCUCCUUUCCUCAGCCCCUCCCAGGUCCGUUGGGCUUUCCCUUUUCCCUGCUGGAGUGAUGGCCCUCCUGUCCAGGCUCCUUGGUUCUCAGACAUCUCUUCUGUAAAAUGAGAGGGUGACAGCCUCAGAGUGGCCUUGUACAUUGGAGGGGGCCCUUUCCCACCUUUACUGGGGAUGGAGGGAGGCUCCCACCUGGCCUGGUGUGGCCCAGGAAGGCUCUUAGAAACAGUAUUGUGCACAAGGGCUAAUUAAUAAAUGGAAGAAAUUAAAUGUC
Messenger RNA from Phascolarctos cinereus (koala), 910 nucleotides. It is a transcript of the gene SELENOW, whose product is annotated as selenoprotein W. Lineage: Eukaryota; Metazoa; Chordata; Mammalia; Diprotodontia; Phascolarctidae. Gene Ontology annotation, cellular component: cytosol. The record is from RefSeq and is a predicted model, not a curated record.